Pocillopora meandrina is the source of this 546-nucleotide messenger RNA. Lineage: Eukaryota; Metazoa; Cnidaria; Anthozoa; Scleractinia; Pocilloporidae. The record is from the annotation of a GenBank genome assembly.
AUGUUGAUGCUAUCCAGAUUAUGCAGCUUUGAAGAAAGACUGAACUAUUUUGGAAGUAUUCACAAUAGACAGUGAAUAUGUAGACUACUUUUUUUUUUCAGAACAAUUUGUAAACAUUUUUUCUCACCAUUAAAUGUCGAUUUCUUAAUUAAUCAGUUUUUGUUCCUCAUUAAAAUUCAUAUUCUCAAUUAUCCGGACCCUCCAAUAUAUGGACUAUUUCGUCUAUUCCCAACGAGUCCAGAUAAUCAGAGUUCCACAAUAUAUCUGUGCCUAUUUGCAUGCUAGGGACUAAUGCUGUGUACCUUGAGCUAUAUGUAGCCUUCAGCCUGAAAAUUGAGUCCUUUUAAAUGCUUUCUCCUCAGUGGCCUUCCACCACGGCUAAAGGCUACAUAUAGUUGUUUGAGACAAUGCAUCAAUUUUGUUGGAAGAAGUAAGGAGCUGAAGGAGUUAAAAGCUUUGGAUAAGAGGGAAAUUCAGGAUGCCACAACAAGUUAUGGAGUUAAUUGCCACUUCAACCCCCUUUUGCACUGUGCAUCAGUGACAUGA